Psylliodes chrysocephalus is the source of this 8333-nucleotide messenger RNA. NCBI's taxonomy places the organism in Eukaryota, Metazoa, Arthropoda, Insecta, Coleoptera, Chrysomelidae. The record is from the annotation of a GenBank genome assembly.
AUUUUCCAUAUGAUUUUGACAAGUAGAAAAUUAAAUUUGAAAUUAUUUGUUUAUGUGAACUGUGAUCUUUAAUAUCGAUAAAUAACAUUAUAUUGUGUUGGGAUGAUUCAAAAUACAAAGAAUUCAAAGCUUAUAUUUCAGAGUAUACAAUAACAAUGUCUUCUACAGAAAAUUUGUAUAAAAUGAGACCUCCUCCUCCACCAAAUUUAAGUAAAGAACAUGUUGGCAUUUGGGUAGGGUGGAAUUGCAAAGGAGACAAAGAAGUAGCAAGGGAAGCAGCAGCUAAAGGUAUAGCUGUAGACCUUGUUGUUUUAUUUUUGUCUCAGAGAAAACAAAUUGGGUUGGAAGAAGCUGAGAACUAUUUUAGAGACGAAGUUUUCGUAUGGGCCAAAGAACUAUUAGACAGAAAACAAAUAUUCAAAGUGUCUCAUAUACUAACAAACAUUGGGGUCGACCCACAAGAAGAAUUAACAAAAGUUUUUUAUACCACGACGAACGUAGAACUUCGCGAAUACAUAGGAAACCAUUUGAACAGCCAAAAGAAGUUGGACGAACAUUAUCAGCAACUGUGGCACUUUUUAGAGGUCAUUUUGAGAAACAACUUGCUGAUUUCUAAGUGGAAGUUGAACGUGGAUAGUAUUGAAUGUUUGAAUAAGCAGGAACCUGAAUGGAAGUGUGAAAUUGCUUCUAAAUUGUUUUUGAGAACUUAUGAUAUUUUACUAAUAUCGUUCAUUACCGGAGAAGCCCUAUGGAAGCAGCUUUUAGCCUACAACGAUACGAAACUUCUAAAAGUAUGGAUCAGCGUCUAUUACAGCGAUUCUACCGGCAAUUUCGAUAUCUCAGAAAAUCUAUUGAAAGUUUUCAAAUCGUUUUCUAUAACAAUCGAAAUGAUAAACCAAUUGAACUCCUCUGAAACAUCGGCCAACACUUGCAACUUGGUCCUGAAUGAUCUGAGCAGAUUCGGCGUUUUUUGCGAUAAAGAUUCGGAAAACUUUUUAAAGAUUCUUUGGAGAUUGUAUCAAAGCAACAACAUUCAAAAUACGUUUCAAAUAAUAAGAAGAACCACAUCGAAUAUAUCGGAGAAGCAUUUUUUGACACUGCUGGUGAACUACUGCGUCGAAAAUAAGUAUCACAGCAUUAUGAGCAGUUGCGUGGAGAAUUUCGAUAUUUUCGAGGAUUGUAUCAAGGAUAAUAAACACUUAGAGUUAAUUUUGGAUUUUAGGAAAUUGAUUCAUGAGUUUAAUGAAAGGAAUUUGAGGAGUAACAUUUUGAAAGUGUCACAAUUUUUAUCCGAUGACCUGGAAGAUUAUUUAAACGAAAAUGUGAUGAUUGUAUUAUCAUUGAUUUUUUUCUCGGAUAACUCCGAUAUAGAAAAAAUAAUGCAGCAGGAAUGUCUAAUAAUCGGAGACGUAACUUUACGAAAAUGUUUAAAAAAUCUACCUGCCAAAUUAAGAUCGUUAAGUGCUUGCAUGAACCGACCUCAAAUUAUAGAAAAUUCGAAAAUUACGUCGUACAAUCUUUUAGAAAAACAUCACAAAAUCAACGUUAAAAAACUCUUCUCGUUCAGGUUCGAAAAUAAACCUUUACCCGAUUUCAACAACGAAGAUUUGGUAAAAAAAUUCGGUUAUCUUAAAAAAAUUAAUCAUCUAUUUUUCGUGAAGCAAUUCAGACCGAGCAUUGCCGCCAAAUUGUUCCUAUUGAACCAGUACGAGUGUCAUAAUGAUUUUCCGCAAGGCAGUAUGGAGCAGUUGCAAAGAAAAAUUUAUAAAAUCGUUCUAAGAGACUUCACGAAUUCAGAAAUCGUUUCUAGUUGCGUCGCUUUCUUGGAAAUGAUCGGAAUUAAAUCGGAUUUCAUUAAAAUCGCUGUUAGAGCAGCUAAUUUAAUAUUAGAAGCGGGUACAUCACUCCAAGAUGUCACAACAAUGUUUAUGAACGUAGAAACCAGUCCCAACACUAUUCUAUCAAUCUUAGAACCGAUAAUCGUUAAAGAAAUCGAAUUUGACAGAUUUUCAGACGGUUCCUACUUAAUAGAAGCGAUCAAACUAUACGAUAUCGCCGUUAAUUUCACUAUUUUCUACGAUUUGAAAUUACCGGAGAUGUUUUUAAAAUCCUGCGCCACCAUGAACAUGUGGUUGCCGUUUUUUAUUUUUGCGCAGCUUAAAAACUAUCCGACGGAACAGAUCAAACCGAUUUUACAAUCAUUCAAAAAUCCGAAUCUAUUGGAACACAUCAAUCACAGUGUCGUGCACGAUAUCCAGAUCGACGAUCAGAACGUUUUGAUGCGCGAAAGAGAUUCGAGAAAUUAUUUUCUGUCUAGGAUUGGAGUUAGAAAGAGUUUGGAGGCUCUGAAUCAAAGCGAUUCGAUUUAUAGUAUAACGUCGCAAUCAAGUUACGGAUCGAAUAGUAGUUCGGGUGGAUCCGAUUUUUUAGAAAUCGACAUUUCUAAUACGAAAGCGACGUUGUUGCAAACUUUGAUCAGGUGCCAUAAUAGUACGGAUCCGCCGAGGGCGUUGUUGCAGGCUUGCCAGUUGUAUAAGAACCCGUUGUUGGCGAUUUUCGCCACAAGUUAUGAGCCCGAUUCGAUCCACACUAAUUGGUUAACCUGGCUUGCAGUUUCUUGCGGUUUAUACGAGAUGUUUACGAAUUUCGAAUCGGUAGCCUUAAAUUCGGCAUCAGUCACGCAACUCCUGAACGAGUGUAUGAAAAACCGUUUUCCCAACACUCUGCUACAAAGCUUCGAAAUUUUUCUACCAACCAACUCUUUGAGAUAUUUCGUGGAAUUCCUAAACCUCUGCGUAGAUCGAAAUUUCGACAUCCCAUUCUUAAAAUCGAAAUUAGACGCUUUCAGAUCAUCGAUAGAUAAAUGUAGAAGAUUCAGCGUGCUAUCGGAAAACGAUCAUGAAAUGACGUACCUUACGAAUAAAAUUUGGUUGGAAACGACUGCGCUAUAUCUGCUGUCUUCCACCAUACAGUUCAACGUGAACUCAUCGUACGAGCAAAUUCAGUUAGUGGAAAACUUUUGCAAGAUCGAUAUGUCAGGCUACAUCGAUUGUCCGAACUUGAAUGAUCUGUUGAAGAUUUUAAACAUCGUUUAUGAAACGAACAGUGAGGUUAGAUUUGAUAUAUCGAUGUUUUUCGAUAAAAAAAAUGGCGGUAAAGCUAUUACGAAUUGCUUGAACGGACUUUUGGAUGAUAACAUGUUCGAACACGCUUCGAAAAUCGCUGAAAUAAAUAGGAUUGUUUUAGAUGAAAUUUUGAUCAAGAAAUGGAAGUACAAUUUCCUAAACAGAGAUUCUAAUGAUGCUGAUUUUUGGUCAAAGUGCGACGAAGAGUUUGAACAUUUUAACGUUUCAGCUGAUUUUGUGGUUGGUUUCUUUCUUCACUAUGUCGAUAUAGUUGAUGUCAACGUCGAGAAGUAUCAGUUAUUAAAAUUGGCACAUCAGUGGUCGAAAAAGCACAACUUACCGAUCAAAUACAAUCUAGAAAAGCGAAAAUGGCUCGCUUACGUAUCUUUAGAAGAAAAAUGGCGGACGAUGGACGCCGUUCUCGUAGAAGAAAUGCCAAUUACUCUUCUGUUCAAAGAAAUGGCCGAACUAUUAACGCAAAUUUCCAAAUACGAAGAAGACGUCUCCACUGAUGCGUUUAAUAGUUUAAAAAGUACUCUUAACGAUGCUUUAAAUGCGAAAAAUCUAUGGUUGGCUCUCAAAUUAGAAAAAAUGUUCGGCUGCACCGACAAUAAUUUAGACAUUUUAAAAUUGUGUCACAAUUUAGCCGAAGGUUCGAUACUACCUUACCAGCUGAGUACUGAACAAAGACUGUUGAUUACCAACGGGACCCAUUACAGAAGAUUUAGCCACAGAAGAGCUUUUUUAUCAGCCAGACUGAGCUCUUCUACUUCUCACUCUCCAGCUAGCGCAUCUUACUUGCAACAAUCCGAUGCCAUAGAUGCUCCGGUACAAGAUACGUUGGCAGUGUUGUGCAACCUAGCCGAAAAAGUUACUAGCGGAGUAGAAAUGGCGCAGUCAGUUUAUUUGACGUAUAGGAUAAGCGUCAACAUCGAAAUCCCCUACCAUCUAAUCGUGUCCAAUACGGAUUCCAUGAAGAUGUUGAAGGACGCUUUGGAGGACGAUUGUCUCAACAAAUUGGAAGUGGUUCAUGACUUUUUUUCGGUGUAUAAGUGGAAUAGAGACCAGAUAACGGAUUUUAUAUGCGAAGAAAUUAUCAAUUCUGCUACUAAAUACAUUAAAGCUAAAUUGGAUCACUACGUUAUGUGGGAUUUGAAAAUGGAUCAGGAUUUUCAUAUGGCGUUGCAACUUCUUCAAGACAAUUGUUCUUUAUUGGGAUAUAAAAUUUAUUCGUACGCCAGCGCCAUGCAUAAAUCUCAGGUCCUCGCCGACUUAGACUUCAGAAUAAGCAAGCUAGCCCUGGUAAUCGAACUCAUUAUCAUAUCGCACGAUUGCUUUACGGCUGAUUGCAACAUGGAGGGCAUUUCGACGAUCCUAAAAAAAUGCCAGGAAAUCAUAUCCCACCUCCUCACACUGAGAAGUUGGAAACUGAUCGUCAGACUACUAACAGGCGUCGGUAGAUACACCGAAAUGAACUACGUGUUUCAAAUUCUCAAAGAAAAUGACCAAUUCGAAUUUUUGUUGCGCAAAGGCUCCAGAAAGGACAAUGGUUUGAAGACGGCCUUGUUGGAGUAUUUGAAAAAAUUCUGUCCCGAUAACAGGGAGUUGUACAAGAUCGUGGCGUUGCAUUUCACUCUGUUCUCGGAAGUGGCGGUGCUAUGGGAACGCGAAGCUCAGAGUGUUAUCAAAAAUUUGAUCGCCAUUUCUAGAUUGGAAAUGCAGAACAACAAGUUGAAUCCUGAGACCGAGCCGUUCGUGUUGUUUAGUAAUGCCGAUGGGACCAAAAUAUGCCUAAAAAAAGCAAUCGAAAACUACACUCACGCCACGGAGUUUCAUCUACAGGGCGAAAAGUUGGCCAAAGCCAUGCAUUCGGCCAAACAAGCCGAAUUAAUAGCGUUACAAAUGUCUUUGUUGAAAGGAUUACCAAAUAAUGGAACGGCUUUGUGUUUGCUUAAUUUGCAUCAAAAUCAGAUCUCUAAUAUAAUCGCCAAUCAUCUAAGCUUCGACCAAGCUCUAAUCCUGGUCCAAUCCUACAACUACCAACCUGAUUGGGCGUCCGUUCUUUUCGAGCAUUGCAUCAUCAAAAACGACCAUCUUUAUCUCAAAUCUUUCCUCAAACAUCGCCCUCUAGCUGAAUCUUUAGUGCAUGACGUCUCUAGAAAGUUUAUGUCGGCCAACAUCGAUACUCCGCGUGAAUUGAACAGCAUGAAGGCCAUCUUGAACAAAGUGCCAUCGGUGCACGUCAAAUAUAGGAUAGCCAGUGAGUUGGGAUUCACCGAUAUCGUCGAGGAAUUGAUCAGAGGCGGGCAGUUGGCUUAUUUAAAAGAUACUGUUUGGAAGAAAGGGUAUAAAGGAUGAAUAGAGUUUUAAUCAUACCAACGUUCUUCUUUGACCUGCCAGUGAUGACUGAUUUUUAUAUUUUUUUAUUUUUACUGUUUAGAAAUAAUUUUUAUGUAGGUAAGUAGAAAAAGUAUAUUGAAUAGAAUUAAUUGUAUUCGUAGAGUGUUUUUGAAAUAGAUGUGCAUAUUAAAACUGGUUGGACUUUCGUUGAAUGCACAAAAAUACAGAGCGAGACUGAUGUAUGGAACGUUCCAAUUAUUUCGGAAACGGCUUGUAUGAUAUUUAUGAAAUUUGAUUUGAAUAUGGCCGAUUUUCAAGUUGAAUUUACGUUGUUAGAUAUUUGUUUUUUUUUUUUCAGUUUUAAAUUGGUUUACAAAUUCUAAAUAUUUUUCAUGUAGUGUUUCCUAUGCCUGAAUAUCUUAUGUUAAAUUUUGAAAUAACAAAGUUCGUUAUAUUUUCGGAAAAAUGAAAGUUCUGACAACACAAAUACUACUUAAAGAUCUACCGUAUAAUUUUAGUUUUGAAUGCUUAGAUAUACCAAAUGUGUAAGAUAUAUGGAUUUUAACGGUGGUACAUUUGAACUACUCACUUAAAAUCCGGUAAAUUUAUCAGAAAUAUUAAUUUUGAACGUUGAACAUUUCAACUACUGACUUUUAAUUUAGUAAUUUAUCAGAACUACAAUUUUCGAACGUGAACCUUUUGAACGCGGAACAUUUGAACUAUUCACAUUGAUUACAUCAAAUGUAUCAGCAAUAUGAGUUAUAACGGUGGUAUAUUUGAACUACUCACUUUAAUAGCAGUCAAUUUGUUAGAAAUAAUAAUUUCGGACGCUGUAUAUUAUUUGAACUAGUGACUUUGAUAAUAGUAAAUUAUCCGAACUACAAUUUUCGAACGUGGAACUUUUAAACUAUUCGCUUUAAUUACACCAAACUUAUCAGAUAUUUGGGUUAUAGCGGUGGUAUAUUUGAACAACUCACUUUAAUUGAUAAUUUAACAAAACUAAAAAUUUUUAACGUAUAAAUUUUGAAUGCGGGGCAUUUGAACUAUUCACAUUACAUCUGAAAUAUGAGUUUUAAUGGUGGAAUAUUUGAAUUACUCACUUUAACAGCAGUCAAUUUAUUAUAAAUAAUAAUUUCGAACUGUAUAUUAUUUCAACUAUUGACUUUGAUAAUCAGGGGCGGCUCGUCACCAAAAUUUUUGGGGUUCACAGUAGCAGAAUAUAGAUCCCGGUACAGAUAUAGGUAAAAAACUGUCAGUGUUUUAGAAAGGUAUAUUAUAAACUUUCUAAAACACUGAAAGUUUUGUUCAUACAACUGCAGUGAUACGUAUAUUCUGUCACUGUGAACCCCCAAAAUUUUAGCCACGAGCGGCCACUGUUGGUAAUAGUAAUUUAUCAGAACUACAAUUUUCGAACGUGGACCUUUUGAUCACGGAAAGUUUGAACUAUUCGCUUUAAUUACACCAAAUUUAUCAGAUAUUGGGUUUUAACGGUAUAUUUGAACUACUUACUUUAAUAGCAGUCGAUUUAUCAGAAAUCAUAAUUUUGAACGUUGUACAUUAUUUGAUCUACCAACUUUAAUAAUAGUAAGGUAUCAAAACUACAAUUUUUGAACGAGGACCUUAUUAAAACUACAACUUUUGGAAUAUGUACCUUUUGAUCACGGAACAUUUGAACUAUUCGCUUUAAUUACGCCAAAUGUACCAGAUAUUUAGAUUUUAACGAAGGUACAUACAAAGUGUUACAUAUGAACUACUGAUUUUACUACCUUUACAUUUAUCAGAACGUAUAUUUUUGAGCGUUGUAAAUUUGAACUACUCAUUUUAAUAAUAAUUGGUAAUUUAUUAGAAGCACAAUUUUUUAACUUGAAACAUUUGAACUACUAGAUUUAAACGCGGUACAUUUGAACUAUUUACCUUAAUUAUAGCAAAUUUAUUAUAAAUAUAAUAAUGAAACAUUGUUGAAAAUUACAAAAAUAAAAUGCAAGGGCGAGAUUUCGCCUUUAGCUAUUCUUCAGCUUAUUCUUCUAUUAUUCUUUUAUUAAUAGGAAAUAACGAAUACAAAAUAUAUAAAUAAAAUAGAAAUUGGGAAAAAUGUAUUUUAUGGGAGUUACGUUUGAACUAUUCAGUAAAUUAUUUAAGAGAAAUAUUUUUAAACGUUGUACAUUUGAACACAAUACUUUGAACUAUUCAGUCUAAUUUAACCAAAUUUUUCAGACCUCUAGUUUUUAAAUAUGGUACAUAUAAACUACUCAUUUUAAGACCGGUAAUUUUAUCAGAAAUAUUGUUGUACAUUUGAACUACUUUUUUGAUAAUUGAAAAUUUAUCAGAGGUACAAUUUUCUACCCUGAAACAUUAUUUCACUCAAAUACCAGUAAAUUUAUCAGAAAUAACAUUUUUAAACAGUUUUUUUUUCAAGUUGUACGUUUGAACUACCCGAUUUAAUAAUCAUAUGGGGUAAAUUUUUAAGCGGUAGACACACAGUAAAAAAAUUAAAUAGAAGAAUUUCACGUUAAAACUAGUGGCAUUCGGUUUUGGACAUCAUAAUAUUCUCCUACCAGUGUUAAUAUGUACAUACAAAAGGUGUCCAUUUAUAAAUUGAUACAUUUCAGAAACUUAUUAUAACUCGAUUUUCCGAUACUUUCCAGAAAACAAAUAAUCGUGACAACAGUGUUAACAAAAAAAGUUGUUAAAAUGUGUUAAUUUAUAGAUGUACACCUUGUAUUUUAAAAGCACCCUUUGCAUAAGAAAUAUUUGUAUUGUUGAUAAGACCCACUGUGAUUGUAUAUUCUUAUUUAUCUAUAAACUGAUGAAGCAUGUACUGUGAUAUAUGUAAACACUAACUGAAAUAUAUAUAUUUUUAAAUCAUGA